UACCCGAAUUGAUUAUCGGAUAACAUUUUUUGCUGAAGCUCUAUCAAUUCAACGAGGGGGACAACAAGGACGACGAGAUCGAGGCACUAGAAGCCAGUACGGGACCUGAUAUCGAUGCGCCGAAACCCAACCCCGAAAUAGACGCUAUGUCUUGUAAAUUGACUCCCCGGGGGGCCGCCGCCGCCGCGCGAAAUCUCAGCAUCCGGACGCGACUACCACACACAUUAGCGCUACAACGAAUAGCCCGGUCGAGCAAGGCACCAGCACAACGGACGCCAUUCUUAAUAACGAGACGUGGGCUUUCAGAUGACAUCAAUUCGAGACCACCGCCACCAGGCGACAACUCCGACCUACCCCCACCACCACCUCAAGAACCCUCAGAACCCUCAGAAGUCGCAGCGCCGGGCGAGUACGUGCCCCGACCACCCGAGAUCUUCGCGCAAAACUUCCUCAACGAAGAGGCCAUUGCGGCGCUCCAGAAGGCCUCCGAGGGCUACAACGUAUACGACGAAGAGGCCGAGGGUCUGCUAUUCGACAAGCCCGAAAAAGUCGGCAAGAACGAGCAGCUGCAGAACCGAUACCACCCCGUCGUGGAUCAGGUCACGAAGCUUCUCAUGAAAGACGGGAAGCUCAGCAAGGCGCAGAGACACAUGACCCUAAUCCUCAACUACCUCCGCACCAACCCGGCCCCCAAAGUCUCCCCCCUCCGGCCCCUCCUCCCGGGCUCCCCACCCCCCUCCCAACUCCCACUAAACCCUCUCCUGUACCUAACUCUCGCAAUCGAGUCCGUCGCGCCCAUAAUCCGCAUCGCAUCCAUCAAAGGCGCCGCCGGCGGAGGCCACGCUCUCGAAGUGCCCGAGCCACUGGCCGCGCGUCCGCGUCGGCGAACGGCGAUAAUGUGGAUAAUAGACGCGGUGCUCAAGAAGCGGGGGACGGGGUCCGGACGCGCGCAGUUCGCGACGCGGUUCGCGCAGGAGAUAGUGGCGGUUGUUGAGGGGCGGUCCGGGGUGUGGCAGAAGCGCGAGGCGGUGCAUAAGCUGGGCACUGCUUCGCGGGCUAAUUUGACGCAUCGCGCUGUUACUGGUGCGAAGAUGGGGAGGUCUGCGAAGUAAGGGGGACUUGGUUGUUCUUCUCUGGCUCGCUGGCUGUGGGGUUUGGUGGUUGGGUUGUCAACGAGGUGGAUUUCUUGUCUAUGCGUUGAGAUGUGUAGGUAGGCUUCUGAGCUAUGUAGGUACCUACUCUGCGUCGAGAUACGGAAAUAGACUUGUGUAUAAAGGAACUGAAGACGAUGAAUGUAUCGCUUGCUACUUAGUGAUUUUGUGAUGACUGAUGGACGUGCCUUGGACUCAAGCCUUGAAGUUUGACUGCUCCAUCCUGUAACUUAGAUCGCCUAAUAACAUAUUGGCCUUGAGGAGAAGUUAAAAAGAAGGCUUUAUCCGACGGUCCAAUUUUAGAAAUGUGUUGCUACA
Annulohypoxylon maeteangense is the source of this 1469-nucleotide messenger RNA. RefSeq names its product ribosomal protein S7. NCBI's taxonomy places the organism in Eukaryota, Fungi, Ascomycota, Sordariomycetes, Xylariales, Hypoxylaceae. Gene Ontology annotation, cellular component: ribosome. The transcript has 2 exons. Gene Ontology annotation, biological process: ribosomal small subunit assembly; translation. The record is from RefSeq and is a predicted model, not a curated record. Bases 147 to 1112 code for a protein of 321 amino acids. Gene Ontology annotation, molecular function: structural constituent of ribosome; mRNA binding; rRNA binding.